AUGCGCGACCUCCGCAAGCAGGCUCUCGAGAGCCAUAAGACAUUGUCGCGCAAGGCCCGCUCGCGCGUGGCGUCCACCACAGCCUCCAAGACAAACUCCGCUGUUGCAUCGCCUGCACAGUCGCGAGCCGCCAGUCGUACUCGGCAGGAAUUUAGCGACGAGGAAGAUUUCAGCGACGGAACUGCCUAUAGCACGGCCUCCAUCGACGAUGUCCUCAACAGCGAAGAUGUCGACAUUCCUGAAGACGUCUGGAAGACGGAGCUCAACACGCGCAUCGAGCAAAUCACCAACCUUAAGCGUAGCAGUACCGACGGUCGUACUGAAAGCCUGACUGCAUAUGCACACAUACUCAUGGCGCGGUAUGCAAAGGACGAAAUCGAGCGCGAAGUUGUGCAGCUGGUCUCGUCUAUGGUUAGGAGCAUCAGGCAAGAGACAACUGAGAACGAGGCCGUAGCUGCUUUAAAAGCGCUCGCUGUCACUAUCCUCACCGACGAUUCCGAAUCUAUCUACGAGGAUGUCUCAGACUUACUUAAAAAGUCGAUUCAAACUUCCUCGUCCAUCGCUGUCAAGGUCAAUGCAAUUCACACACUGGGUGUCGCUGCCUUCUUCGGCGGAGCUGGCGAUGACGAGGUAUUGGACAUCAUGUCCCUCUUUAUUGAGAUCAUCGAGUCAGAUGGCGCUUCUGUUGAUGCACAGGAUGAGGGUAACGUGGUGACUGCUGCUUUGGAAGAGUGGGGUCUUCUGGCAACUGAGAUUGAAGAUCUGGAAGAAGAGACCGAGGCUGCCAUGGAAGCUUUCGUCGAGCAACUCGAAAGUGCAGACUCUGGUGUGCAAAUUGCAGCCGGAGAAAAUAUCGCGCUCCUGUACGAAAAGUCUCUCACCCCGCAAGAAGAGGAUGAAGAUGUAGAAGUGGAAGUGGAUUCGGAUGAUCCAGAGCAUGUUCGAGACGGGCCAAAGUUGGUUAAGCGCUACACGGUCUACAGAAGACAUGACAAACUCAUGCAUACCCUCAAUGAACUCGCCAAGAUUUCCACGCGCCGGGUAUCCAAGAGGGAUCGCAGAGCACUGCACUCUUCAUUCGCGGACAUCCGCAACACAGUUGAGAAGCCAUCACGUGGCCCCGCAUACUCGACGGCACUUGACGAGGAGACUGGAAAGGCAUAUGGAGCUGGCAGGAUGAAAGUAAAGAUCAACAGGAGUGUUGAGGUCAGGAUUGACAAGUGGUGGAAACUGCAGAGGCUGAAUGCAUUGAGAAGGACUCUUCAGGGUGGCUUCACAUACCACUACGACCAGAACCACAUGGUUUCAGCUGCCCUACCUUUCUCCAUGUCUGCCAAGCGUUAGGCUCUUGAUAUUGAGAGCAUGACCAUUGGGAACUGGUGUUAUCGGAAAAGUUGCUAUUACUAGAUGCGUGUAUACCUGGAUGAAUGGCGUUUUGAGCUUGAUUUCGUACUGGCAUUCUUUAUCGAUCAUCGGUAAAAGACAGCAUGUAAGGAACUACAAACAUAGUACACUUUUACUGUAU
Molecule: messenger RNA, 1525 nt
Organism: Pyrenophora tritici-repentis Pt-1C-BFP
Lineage: Eukaryota; Fungi; Ascomycota; Dothideomycetes; Pleosporales; Pleosporaceae
Source: RefSeq, a predicted model, not a curated record